AUGCUGAUGAAGACACUCAGGACUUUUGGAUAUGCAAGAUCAUCAGUGUUCUCCAUAAGAGGCUCCAUGUCCACUGGUGGAACUUCACUAAUGGAUGCUGGACUGACCAUGGCUCAGAAAGCACUGUUCCAAUGGGGUCUGUUUUAG
Acanthamoeba castellanii str. Neff is the source of this 147-nucleotide messenger RNA. RefSeq lists its product as uncharacterized. Lineage: Eukaryota; Discosea; Longamoebia; Acanthamoebidae. The transcript has a single exon. The record is from RefSeq and is a predicted model, not a curated record. The coding region runs from base 1 to 147 and encodes 48 amino acids.